CUCUCCGCCAACCAGGCUCAGUGUGCUUCUGAGAACGCUGCUUGCCAGGGUGCUUGCUACGCUGCCUACAACACCUGCAGAACCACUCGCGUCAACGGUCUUUCCGCCAACCAGGCUCAGUGUGCUUCUGAGUACGCUGGAUGCCUUGGAGAAAACCCUAUUGCUUCCUCAGGUGGUCUGAUCUCUUCUUUCAUCCCUUACUCCGCAACUGCCAGCUCUUCUGCUGCUCCUAGCUCU
Molecule: messenger RNA, 237 nt
Organism: Aureobasidium pullulans EXF-150
Lineage: Eukaryota; Fungi; Ascomycota; Dothideomycetes; Dothideales; Saccotheciaceae
Exons: 1
Source: RefSeq, a predicted model, not a curated record